Penicillium odoratum is the source of this 4263-nucleotide messenger RNA. RefSeq names its product L-aminoadipate-semialdehyde dehydrogenase (gene aarA). The record is from RefSeq and is a predicted model, not a curated record. Gene Ontology annotation, molecular function: L-aminoadipate-semialdehyde dehydrogenase [NAD(P)+] activity; phosphopantetheine binding. The coding region runs from base 1 to 4263 and encodes 1420 amino acids. The transcript has 5 exons. Gene Ontology annotation, biological process: L-lysine biosynthetic process. Lineage: Eukaryota; Fungi; Ascomycota; Eurotiomycetes; Eurotiales; Aspergillaceae.
AUGGCUGUGGGAACGGCUUCGUUGCAUGACCGCCUCGAAAGGUGGUCACAGCGCUUAAAUAACCUGACUGUCUCACCAUUGACCAGAGACUACCCCGACACACAAAAGCAAGAUGGCAAACGCACUAUUGAGGCCUUUGAGUCUGUCAAGCUUCCCAAGGACACUCAAUUGGCUGUGAAGAAGCUCUCUGCAUCUUCCUCGUCAGAUUUCACCGUUUUCCUGACUGCCUUUGUGGUCCUGGUUGCUCGUUUGACAGGUGACGAGGACAUCGCUGUGGGUACCAGCGUCGGUGACGAUGGCCGUCCAUUUGUCCUCCGGGUGCCCAUUAGCGCCUCGGAGACCUUUACUCAGCUGUAUGCCAAAGUGGACAAGGCCUUCCAAGAAGGUGCCUCCGAUAUUGUCCCCCUCGGUAGCCUUCGGUCCUACAUCCAGGACAAGUCUAAGACCGAACAACCCCCUACCCUUUUCCGAUUCGCUGCCUAUGAUGCCCCAGCCGCCUCUCAGGAAUACCCCGCCAACACUUUUGAUAGCACUGACCUGGUAAUUAACGUUGCACCGGGCAGCUCAGAGGUUGAGCUUGGUGCCUACUACAACCAGCGUCUCUUUUCCAGUGCGCGCAUUGCUACCAUUCUCAAGCAGCUCGCACAAAUUACUAUCAACGCGGCUGCAAACCCGGAAGAGGCUAUUGGCCGAGUAGACAUGAUGACCGAGGACCAGCUUGCUCUUCUGCCCGACCCGACCAAGGAUCUCAACUGGUCUAAGUUCCGUGGUGCUAUUCACGAUAUCUUCUCUGCCAAUGCAGAGAAGCACCCGGAGAAGAUCUGUGUGGUGGAAACCAAGUCAAACAACUCUCCCCACAGAGAGUUUACUUAUAAACAGAUUAACGAGGCUUCCAACAUCCUCGGACAUCAUCUUGUGCAAUCUGGUAUUCAGCGAGGUGAAGUCGUUAUGGUGUAUGCCUACCGCGGUGUAGACUUGGUUGUUGCUGUCAUGGGUGUCUUGAAGGCAGGUGCCACAUUCUCUGUCAUCGAUCCCGCAUACCCCCCCGAGCGUCAAAAUAUUUACCUGGAUGUUGCUCGCCCCCGUGCCCUGGUCAGCAUUGCCAAGGCCUCUCGGGAUGCUGGUGAGCUUUCGGAUAUCGUCCGUUCUUUCAUCACCGAGAACCUCGAGCUCCGCACUGAGGUGCCUGCCCUUGCCCUUGAGGAUGAUGGAACCCUUGUUGGUGGUACCGUCAAUGGUCAGGACAUCUUCGCAAACCAGGUUGAGCUGAAGUCUCGCAAUGUUGGUGUUGUGGUGGGCCCUGAUUCGACCCCGACCCUGUCUUUCACAUCUGGCUCGGAGGGCCGCCCUAAGGGUGUCCGUGGACGGCAUUUCUCUCUUGCCUAUUAUUUCCCCUGGAUGUCCGAAACCUUCAAGCUCACCCCCAACGACAAGUUCACCAUGCUGAGUGGUAUUGCGCACGACCCCAUUCAGAGAGAUAUCUUCACACCCUUGUUCUUGGGUGCUGAGCUAUUGGUCCCAGCCAGGGAGGAUAUCCAGAACGAGAAGCUUGCCGAGUGGAUGCAGAAGUACGGUGCCACUGUUACUCACCUGACUCCUGCUAUGGGUCAGAUUCUGGUCGGUGGUGCCUCGGCGCAGUUCCCUGCUCUUCACCAUGCCUUCUUCGUUGGCGAUGUUUUGAUCAAGCGUGACUGCCGUUCGCUCCAAGGCCUGGCUCCUAACUGCUUCAUUACAAACAUGUACGGUACCACCGAGACUCAGCGUGCUGUGAGUUACUUUGAAAUUCCCAGUUACUCGAGUCAGGAAGGUUACCUUGACACUAUGAAGGACGUGAUUCCAGCUGGCCGUGGUAUGCUGGACGUCCAGAUGCUCGUUGUUAACCGCUUUGACCCUACUCGUAUCUGCGCUAUCGGUGAAGUUGGUGAGAUCUACGUGCGUGCUGCUGGUCUCGCCGAAGGCUACUUGGGCUCUCCCGAGUUGAACACCAAGAAGUUCUUGACCAACUGGUUCGUGAAGCCUGAGGUCUGGACUGAGAAGGAUAAGGCUCAGUCACAGGAAUCUAAGGAGCCGUGGAGAGAGUUUUAUGUUGGCCCGAGAGAUCGCUUAUACCGCAGCGGUGACCUUGGACGAUACACUCCUACUGGUGAUGUCGAGUGCUCGGGUCGCGCUGAUGACCAAGUCAAGAUUCGUGGAUUCCGUAUCGAGCUGGGUGAAAUUGAUACUCACCUGUCUCGGCACCCACUGGUCCGAGAGAAUGUCACCCUGGUCCGGCGUGACAAAUUCGAGGAGCCAACUCUUGUCAGCUACUUCGUUCCUGAUAUGAGCAAGUGGGCUCAGUGGCUGGAGAGCAAGGGAAUCCAAGAAGAUGAUUCUGCUGAGGGUAUGGUUGGUAUGCUCCGACGCUUCCGUCCUCUGCGCGAUGAUGCUCGCGACCAUCUCCGCAGCAAGCUUCCCACCUACGCUGUGCCUGCUGUUAUCAUUCCUCUUAAGCGUAUGCCGCUGAACCCCAACGGCAAGAUUGACAAGCCAGCUCUGCCUUUCCCUGACACCGCAGAGCUUAGUGCUGCCGCCCCUCGCCGGCGCUCGUCUGCAAUCCAAGCACUGUCCGAGACUGAGCAAACCCUUGCCCAGAUCUGGGCUAAGCUCAUCCCCAACGUGACCUCCCGUAUGAUUAGCCCAGAUGACUCGUUUUUCGAUCUUGGUGGUCACAGUAUUCUUGCACAGCAGAUGUUCUUCGAUCUGCGACGCAAGUGGCGUGGUAUUGACAUUAGCAUGAACGCCAUCUUCCGUAGUCCUACCUUGAAGGGCUUUGCCGGUGAGAUUGAUCGUCUACUUGACCGAGAGGCCUUUGCUACCAGCGACGACCCUGCUAAGGGUGACGCGGAAGCUCACAAUGCGCCCGAUGAUGAAUACUCUAAGGAUGCUCGGAAGUUGGUGAGUGAGCUCCCCGACAAAUUCCCCGUGCGGACGGAGCCUAUGCUCGACAGCGAGCCUACAGUCUUCCUUACCGGAGCCACUGGCUUCCUGGGUGCUCAUAUUCUCCGUGAUCUUCUCACUCGCAAGUCUCCCUCUACCAAGGUUGUCGCCUUGGUCCGUGCCAAGAGCGAGGAGCAGGCUCUUGAGCGUCUCCGAUCCACUUGCGCUGCUUAUGGCUUCUGGGAUGAAUCAUGGGCCACGGACAACAAGCUUCAAGCAAUCUGUGGUGACCUUGGCAACCCGCAAUUCGGUCUCUCGCAGGCAUUGUGGGAUGACCUCACCAACCGUGUCGAUGCUGUAAUCCACAACGGUGCUCUUGUCCAUUGGGUCUACCCCUAUGCGACUCUCAAGCCCGCCAAUGUGAUGGGUACCAUUGAUGCUCUUAAGCUGUGUGGUACAGGUAAGGCCAAGCAAUUUGCCUUUGUCAGCUCCACUAGCGCUCUUGAUAAGGAUCACUACGUCCAAGAAUCCGAGCGUAGCCUUGCGGCCGGUGGUGAUGGUGUCAGCGAAGAAGAUGAUCUCGAGGGCAGCGCAGUUGGUCUCGGCACUGGUUAUGGCCAAAGCAAAUGGGCCGGUGAGUACCUCGUCCGCGAGGCUGGUCGCCGUGGAUUGAAGGGAACGAUCAUUCGAUCUGGAUACGUGCUGGGUGAUUCUACCACCGGUACGACCAACACUGACGACUUCCUGAUUCGCAUGAUGAAGGGUUGCAUUCAGUUGUCUGCUCGUCCUAAUAUCAACAACACUGUCAACAUGGUUCCGGUAGACCAUGUGGCUCGCAUUGUCAUUGCCACUGCCUUCCAUCCUCCUCGCACUCCUAUCGGUGUGGCCCACGUCACCGGUCACCCCCGUCUACGUUUCAACCAGUUCCUUGGCGCUCUCGAACUCUAUGGCUACAACGUCCCUCAGAUUGACUACGUUCCGUGGGCUCUGGCCUUGGAGCAAUACGUCAAUGACGGUCAGCACGACGACAAGGACUCUCAACAUGCUCUCAUGCCACUCUACCACUUUGUCACUUCAGACCUUCCUGCCAACACUAAGGCUCCCGAGCUAUCCGACACCAAUGCCGCUGCGGCUCUCAAGGCUGACGCCGCGUGGUCAGGGGUUGAUGUGUCUGCUGGUGCCGGUGUUACCGAAGAGUUAGUUGGUCUAUACGCUUCUUAUCUCGUGCAAACCGGAUUCCUUCCUGCUCCGACUGUUGCUGGAGCCCGUCCUCUUCCGCUUGCCCGUAUUACCGAGGAGCAGAAGAAGACUUUGUUGAGUGUUGGUGGCCGUGGUGGUGCGGCUUAA